Molecule: messenger RNA, 2612 nt
Organism: Chara braunii
Lineage: Eukaryota; Viridiplantae; Streptophyta; Charophyceae; Charales; Characeae
Source: the annotation of a GenBank genome assembly
GCCAUCGCCGCCAUCUCCUCCUCCUCCUCCUCCUCCUUGACAGCAUUCUGGAGGCCGGGCACAAACAGCUUGGGUACACACAUCGACUCCCAUCAUGUGGGCGGCAUGCGAACAAGUGCGCGGUACAAUGGACCAGCUGCGCGCCGAGCUGGUCUCUCACCUGACUCGCGUAGGCGCUCACCUUGGAGCUGACGAUGGAUCGAAUCCCAUUGGGAUCAUCGUAUUCACCGCAGCGGUGGGCCUCUUGUUCAUCUUCCUUCUGCGGCUGUAUGAAAUGCUGCGCAGGGGAGCGGGGUCUGGAGUGCACCCUCCCUCCUCUCUCUCCUCCUCCUCCUCCACCCAUUCACCUUCCUCUCUUCCUGCUGGCGAUGGACAGCAGCUGCGCAGGCUGGCGUCGAUGCCUGGACCUCCCAAGCCAUGGCACAGCAUCACCGGACACACCAUGGAGAUGCUUUUCGGCGAGAAACCACAGCCGUUCGUUCUCAUGGAUUGGGCUCGCAGAUAUGGGGAUAUGUACAAGAUCUAUCAAGGAAGAUUUCCUGUUGUUGUCAUCAGCUCGCUGGCGUUGCUCAAGGAAGUCUUCAUCAGCCGAUUUCCGGAUUUCCAUGACCGAAUGAGGGGUGUGGCGCGCACGGAGGAGACUACGAAAGGCCUUUUCUUCGCGAGGGGUCGCUGUUGGACAGAUCAUCGGGUGCUAGUGAUGCGCUAUUUCUCGUCGCAAAGGCUCAAAUCAUUUUUGCCUAUAAUGAAGCAUGCGACAUCGGUGCUCUUGAGGAAACUGUCAGCUGUGCCGGAGGGGGAAGUGGUGAACUUAGAGAAAUGGCUACACAGUCAUGCGCUCGAUGUAGUCGGCGAGGCGGCAUUCGGAGUCUUGUUUGGCACACAGCAGGCAGACAUCAGCAAACAUACGCCUCUGUUGAUGGCCAUCAUUAAGGACAUGGAGUACUUGCUCGAACAGGAUGCAUGCGCUUUCCUGACGCUUCUAACAGACAACACGCGUCUCGUUUUUGCUGCCGACAAGUUCCUGUCUUGGAUACCGGGAACGAUUGCGUACAAGCGAGCUUGCAACCUACAAGUGAUCGUUGGAGAAUGCAAGAAGAUUGUUGAAUCGAGGCGAAAGAGAGGCGGUUUUGAGGAAAAAGCAGUUGAUGAGAUCGACAACAAUCUGUUAAGUUUCAUGAUGCGGAUGAGAUCGAAUUCGCAAUCCAGUGGGAAGAAGCUGAGUUCGCUUCUCGACGAUGACAUGAUUGCGAUCGCGCGAGAAAUGCUGGUCGCCGGGACGGAUACGACUGCGGAAACGUUGUCGUUCGUCAUCAUAGUUUUGGAGAAACAUCCGCACGUGAAGGCGAAACUGCUGGCAGAGAUUGAUGGCUGGUUUAAAAGACAGGCACAGGCUCGCAUUGAAGAAGAUGCAGCUGCUGCUGCUGCUGCGACUCUACCCGCAUCUGCGAAUGACGAUUGCGGUAAUAGUAACAAUAAUAAUAACGAGCAAUCCAGGUGCAGCACGCCGACAACAGCAUCGGUUGGCAAUGACGACUCAUCUCCGGGCAUGCAAUUGACGUAUGGAGAUAUCCUUUCAAACUUUCCCUACCUAGAUCAGGUGAUCCAUGAGACGAUGAGGUUAUAUACGAUUGGUGGUUUCUUUUCACGGGAGACUAUGCAUGAUGCGAAACUGGGAGGGUACGCAAUUCCACAGGGAACGACAGUAUUUUGCAACAUCUACGGCGUCCAUCGUAAUCCAGAUGUCUAUCCUGACCCAGAGACGUUCCGGCCAGAGCGCUUUGACACUUCAUUGUCAUCGACAAAGUCAUCGUCAACGGCGGAGAUAUCACGACCUUUGCGAUCGAAUGAAGAUCGCUGUCCUUUUUCUCAGUCCGAUCCCAAAGGCUCCUUCUUUGGCUUUGGCAUGGGACCACGCAGGUGCCCAGGACAGGGAGUUGCCUUGUUGGAAAUGAAGGUCCUCCUUAUACACCUUCUGCACCACUUUGAAUUUGGCGUUGUUGGUAAUGAGCCAAGUAUUCCCCAGGUGGACAUAGAAGCAGCUUUCGUGGUGAAACCCAAGAAUGGUCUGCUUGCCACGGUGCGGCGGCGACAUGUCUAAGAAGACACUUCCAGGCAUAUCUGAGAAGAAAACUCUUUCAGAAUCUUGAAGAGAUUGGCAACCUUUUCUUCUCAAUGUAAGAAACAGAAUUGACCAAAUUCUAGAUCACUCGCCCCCCACCCCACCCCCCGUUUCCCCCCCCGCCACCCAAAAGUUAAAAGAGUUAUGGGUUGUCUCAGAUGAUGACUCACGCAGAAGAAAAGGGGAUAAGAAGUGUAGUGUGUUUUUCUCAUUAUCCCCCUUUUGAGGUCUUUCUCAUGGGGAAAAAAGAAAAAAUAAAUAAAGAUGGGCUUUAGGGGGAUGCUUCUCUUUCUGUGCUUUGGAUUGCCUAUCCCUUGUAUGUGGACAUGGCAGACAAACCAAUUCUACAUCACCCCCAGAUGAUUGGCAGAGGGUACACUGUAUUUCUGGGUGCGCCUUCCUUUGUCUUUUGAUGCCUUUCCCUUGUUGCACUUGGCACCUGUUUUUCUAUCCAUGCUCCCAGUGAGUGGAAUGAACCCCCAUGUGUCCU